CUCCUUUCGUCCUACAUUCAUCAGGGCCUCGGCUUUCUUCAAACCGCGUUCCGCCAGCCUCCGUCUCAGCCACGCCUCCUCUUCGGCUUCGUUCGGCCGGCUCCGGUCUUCUCAGUCUCGGCUGUUUUCGGCUACAUCCGGCCAACAUUCGUCACAGCUCGGCUUUUUUCGCCUACAUUCGCCUGCGGCCCCGGAAGGGCGCCCAUGGAGUCGGGCUUGCCGGCUCGUCGGAUCGCUAUGGCGCCGCUGCUAGAAUAUGAGAGGCAGCUGGUGUUGGAGCUGCUCGACACCGACGGUCUGGUAGUGUGCGCCCGAGGGCUUGGCGCGGACCGGCUCCUCUACCAUUUCCUCCGGCUACACUGCCACCCGGCCUGCCUGGUGCUGGUGCUCAACACGCAGCCGGCCGAGGAGGAGUAUUUUAUCAAUCAGCUGAAGAUAGAUGGAGUUGAUCACCUCCCUCGCCGUGUGACAAAUGAAAUCGCAAGUAAUGGUCGCUAUGAGGUUUACACACAAGGUGGUGUUAUAUUUGCAACAAGUCGAAUACUUGUGGUUGAUUUUUUGACUGAUAGAAUACCUUCAGAUUUAAUAACUGGCAUCUUGGUGUACAGAGCCCACCGAAUAAUCGAGUCUUGUCAGGAAGCUUUCAUUUUGCGCCUCUUUCGCCAGAAAAACAAACGUGGUUUUAUUAAAGCUUUCACAGACAACGCUGUCGCCUUUGAUACUGGUUUUUGUCAUGUGGAAAGAGUGAUGAGAAAUCUUUUUGUGAAGAAGCUGUAUCUGUGGCCUAGAUUCCAUGUAGCGGUCAACUCAUUUCUAGAGCAGCAUAAACCUGAAGUUGUAGAAAUUCAUGUUUCUAUGACACCUGCGAUGCUUGCCAUCCAAACUGCUAUACUGGAUAUUUUAAAUGCUUGUCUAAAGGAACUGAAAUGUCAUAACCCAUCACUGGAAGUGGAAGAUUUAUCAUUAGAAAAUGCUAUUGGGAAGCCUUUUGACAAGACUAUUCGCCAUUAUCUGGAUCCUUUGUGGCACCAGCUUGGAGCGAAGACUAAAUCCUUGGUUCAGGAUUUGAAGAUACUGCGGACUUUGCUGCAGUAUCUCUCGCAGUAUGAUUGUGUCACAUUUCUUAAUCUUCUGGAGUCUCUGAGAGCAACAGAAAAGGCUUUUGGUCAGAACUCAGGUUGGCUGUUUCUUGACUCCAGCACCUCAAUGUUUGUAAAUGCUCGAGCCAGGGUUUAUCAUAUUCCAGAUGCCAAAAUGAGUAAAAAAAGCAAAAUGUCUGAAAAAAUGGAGAUUAAAGAAGGACAAGAAACAAAAAAGGAACUGGUCCUAGAAAGCAGCCCAAAGUGGGAGGCACUAACUGAAGUACUAAAAGAAAUUGAGGCAGAAAAUAAGGAGAGUGAAGCCCUUGGAGGCCCAGGUCAAGUUCUAAUCUGUGCAAGUGAUGACCGCACCUGCGCCCAGCUGAAAGACUACCUCACAGCCGGGGCAGAGGCCUUCUUACUGCAGCUCUACAGGAAGACCUUUGAGAAGGACAGCAAAGCUGAGGAAGUAUGGAUGAAAUUUAGAAAGGAGGAUGGUUCAAAGAGAACUAUAAAAUCUAACAAAAGGCCCAAAGACCUCCAACACAAAGAACGGGGUUCUAUCAAAGAAAGAAUUCCCAAAAAGAAAAAACGCAGGUUGACUCUAACUCAAAUGAAAGGAAAAUCUGAAGAAGUGGAAGAGGAAGAGGAUGUCAAGGAAGGAUAUCCCAGAGAAAUAAGCAGUAGCCCAGAAAGCUGCAUGGAAGAAAUCAAGCAUGAAGAGUUUGAUUUAAAUUUGUCGUCUGAUGCUGCUUAUGGAAUCUUGAAAGAACCCCUCACCAUCAUCCAUCCCCUUCUGGGUUGUAGCGACCCCUAUGCUCUGACAAGAGUUCUCCAUGAAGUGGAGCCAAGAUAUGUGGUUCUGUAUGAUGCAGAGCUCACAUUUGUUCGCCAGCUUGAAAUUUAUAGGGCAAGUAGGCCAGGGAAACCUCUGAGGGUUUACUUUCUUAUAUAUGGUGGAUCAACAGAAGAACAACGUUAUCUCACUGCUCUGCGGAAAGAAAAAGAAGCUUUUGAAAAACUUAUAAGGGAAAAGGCUAGCAUGGUUGUCCCUGAAGAAAGAGAAGGCAGAGAUGAAACCAACCUGGACUUAGCAAGAGGCACAGCGUCAACACAGGCUGCUGCUGACACCCGCAAAGCUGGCGGCCAGGAACAGAAUGGAACACAGCAAAGCAUAGUUGUGGACAUGCGUGAAUUCCGAAGCGAGCUCCCAUCUCUGAUCCAUCGCCGGGGCAUUGACAUUGAACCUGUGACAUUAGAGGUUGGAGAUUAUAUCCUGACACCAGAAAUGUGUGUGGAGCGCAAGAGCAUCAGUGACUUGAUCGGCUCUCUGAAUAACGGCCGCCUGUACAGCCAGUGCAUCUCCAUGUCUCGCUAUUACAAGCGCCCUGUGCUUCUGAUCGAGUUUGACCCCAAUAAGCCCUUCUCUCUCACAGCCCGAGGUGCCUUAUUUCAGGAGAUUUCCAGCAGUGACAUCAGUUCCAAACUCACUCUUCUCACGCUUCACUUCCCCAGACUCCGCCUUCUUUGGUGCCCUUCCCCUCAUGCAACAGCAGAGUUGUUUGAAGAACUCAAACAAAACAAGCCACAGCCUGAUGCCGCCACAGCCAUGGCCAUUACAGCAGAUUCUGAAGCCCUGCCUGAGUCAGAAAAGUAUAAUCCUGGUCCCCAAGACUUCUUGUUAAAAAUGCCAGGGGUAAAUGCCAAAAACUGUCACUCCUUGAUGAACCAUGUUAAGAACAUUGCAGAAUUAGCAACCCUCUCACAAGACAAGCUCACAAGUAUUCUGGGCCAUGCCGCAAAUGCUAAGCAGCUUUAUGACUUCAUUCACACCACUUACGCAGAAGUGGUGUCUAAAGGGAAAGUGAAAAAGUGAACAGUGGUCGCUGUUUGCUCAUUGCUGACUGCUUUCCCCAACUGUUCUCUGCCAGCCAUAUAAGUCAUUAUUAAUUAUUUGUUCAGUGAUUCAUACUUCUCCAAUGCUUUUAGUGAUCUGCACUCCGAGGUUGGUGGACCAGAAGCCACGCUUCCUCUCUGCACAUUGUGUUUAGGCAUCUUUUUAACUGUUGCUUAACUCUCUGCCCACCCUACAGUGUCCCUGGCAGACUUACAGAAGUCCAUUUUUAAAUGAGGUGCGUCAAGAUCAGGCAGUGCUUUCUGCAAGUGUUUCCUGAAGACUGUUUUGAAGCAAGGAGAGACCGUCACCUCUAAAACUGACUAGGCUCACCCUAGUAUAAGUCAUAGGAAACGUAUUACAACUUGGUUGUCCAAAAGCAUCUCCAUGUCCCUUUAUUACAAAUGAAAUGAAUUACUGGUUCACAAAACUUGGUGGUGUAGGUGAAGGAGCCCUUAAAUUUCUGCUUUUACCAAUGUUCAGCCCCCUACGUCUCAAAGAGUUCUAGGCCUAAAGGACUAGUUACAGUCUCACAAGAUCUCUUUUCCUGGCUUUUCAUGAGUCCAAGCCCCAUUCUGGCAACAUAUCAUCUUCUUUGCCUCCCUGUGAGGGACUCAGACACAAGUAAACAAGUGACCCAUAAAACUUUAAAGAUUUUCUUAUCUUUCCUUUGUGUUGAGAUAGAAGACUUGCAGAUAAAUGGAAGAUAAGCACACGGAAUAUAUAAAAAUUCAGAAAAAAUAUAUAUAUAAAAGUCCAUAAAUUAAUCUCAUUUUAAAGCUCCUGAUUGAUUUAAAUUGGCUUUUUACUGAAGUGUACAUAUAGGACAUUCAUAGCAUCUUUGUGCAGUUUUUUAACUUUGAUACUUUAACUUAGCUGUCAUAUAUUGAGUAAUGAGCAGUAAAUUUUCUACCUCAAAUUUUGAUGUAGACAUGAAUUCUGCUUGCUGUAUCACAUAGUUUAGUGUUUCAUCAGUGUCAGCUAUUUUGUAGUUUGUCGCACACACUACUGAGACAGUGGACCUUGUAAAACAAAUUGUCUUCAGUUUUAACAAAAGCACUGUAACUGGCCCUCUCAUAUUGGCAUCUUGAUUUAUAUUGGUACUUAACAGUGUAGUUGUCUGUCAGUAUCCAUGAAGGAUUGAUUCCAGGGCCCUCCCAUGGUAUCAAAAUAUGUAGAUGCUCAAGUCCCUUAUAUAAAAUGUCAUAGUAUAAUAACCAACACAUAUCCUCCUGUAUACUUUAAAUCAUCUCUAGAUGACUUAUACCUAAUACAAUGUAAAGUCUAUGUAAGUAGUUGUUACACUGUUACGCAUAAGGAAUAAUGACAAGAAGACAUCUGUACAUGCUCAAUACAGAUGCAGCUUUUUACCCAGAUAUUUUCAGUCCUGAAUUGGUGGUAAACCCAUGGAUCUAGAGCCCAUAGAUAGGGAGGGCCAACUGUAAUAAGAGUAUUACUGGGGAUACAUGGAUGUUGAACUCCAAUGCUGAGAAUGGAGCUCAGUGUAUAUUGCUUGCCCAGUGUGCACAUGGUCUUGGACUCAAGUCCCUAGCACUGCAAAACAAAAUUUGAGAUGUUUAAAACUGUAUAUAAGGAUACUGCAAGAAUGAAUUGGGCUGGGGAUAUAGCUCCGUGGCACAGGGCCUACCUGGCAAAUACAAAGUCCUGAGUUUAAUUCCUCAUUCAAAAAUAAAAAAUGAAUUGAGUGUCAAGAACUAGAUAGUUUAUGAUAGAACCUGGUAGCACUGGUGCUGAGCCUAUGGCGUGGGUUCCACCAAGGGCUGUUUGUAUCAUUGAAAGCUCUAAAAGGUUCACCAUCACUGCUACAAGGUGUUGUGGAGAAUAAGGACAAUGACAAAGAAAAAUUAGUUGAAGGCAAAACAAAGUUUGGGCUGCUCAUUUGGUCCCAGAGGUAAAAAAACAUAGGCCCUCUAGAAUAGGAUACAAAAAUUUUGAAUGAUUACAAUAUGAACAUUAACACUCACUGUUAUAUUAUCUUAUUGAGUUCAAUCAUAGUUCAUAGUUUAUUGAAGAGUUCAACCAUAGUAUAUUAAAAUAGACAUACCACUUCAAAUGGUAAUGAUUAUUAUGUUAGUUCAAUCAUAGUACACUUAAAUAGACAUACCACUUCAAAUAGCAAUGAUUAUUAUGUUCCUUCACCCUAGUCUAGCAUUUCUGCUUACGGUAUGUAAUUCCUUUUUCCUUCGUUUUCUUUUUUUUUUUUUUUUUUUUUUCUUGUAUAUUUCCACUUGCCUUCUACUGCUGUUUCAUUACAUUAAAAAAUUUUAGCACCACAUUCUGCAACGAGAGUUGCAGUCAUAGUAUAGUUUUCAAAACUAAGCACUUCUCAAAUAUCCCCUUUUAAAUAGUCUUUGUUAUCUAGUAAAACAUAGAUAACACUUUUAAAUGUAUUAUUUCUAACAUCCCUCAGUUCUCAAAAUCUGCCAGUUGCUGCUAUGCCUACUGGACAUGAAGAUAGGUGCACUGUCUUGUAUGUAUUUGAAUUACAAUCGAUUUCAAGUGAACUCUCUAAGAUAGUAGAGGUAAAGGAUUCUUACUGCCACUUUCUUUUCCAACUAAAUAAGUAUAUUUCAGUGUCUUUCCAGUUGUGGAUAGCUUUUCUUACAUCCAUAACUACUUAUUUUUGUCGAACUUUUAAUGAAUUUUUACAGUCUAAGAUUGUUUAGUAAAGGAACUAGAGAUGCAUAUCUUACAGAAUGAUAACUUUCUUUUCUAACAUUUUGCUAACUUUGCUUUCAAAGCAGUAAAUAUCCAGUUUACUGAUGAACUUGUGCAUGGCUUUUUAAAAGUCCUUUUUAAAUGAUAAAUCGAAAUUGUUCUAUAUCGGUUUUGCUUUUUUUGUCAUCUCGGUUUGGUUUUUGGGGUGCUGGGGAUUGAACCCAAGGCCUUCACCCUGACUGUGUCCCCAGCCCUUUUUAUAUAUUAUUUUGAGGUGAGGUCUCAAUAAGUCAGCAAGUUGCCCAGGCUUCAGCCUCCCAGAGUGCUGGGAUUAUAGCAUGUGUCACAAAACCCAGCCAAUUUUACACAUUUUUUUGCAUAAAAAUUUUAACAUCUGAGAAAUCAUUUUGUUAAACCAUGGUGUUUCUUUUAAUAAGUCUUUAAAAUUAUACACGACGAUCUAGAGUGGUCAUCAAUAUUGUUCUUUAGGCGCUGCCUGUUUCUUAAAAUGUGACACUUAAUAGACCAUUUGUCUACACAUCUUUGAGUGCUUUCAAUAUGCAGUUUAAACUCCCAGUUCAUAAAGAUUGGAAAAAAUCGCCACAUUCAUCAACCCUUUAAGACGGAUGAUUAAGUCCAGAUUUGGUCAUAUUGCAAUAACAUUAUAGAACUAAUAAAUGUCCUGAUAAAUGAUGCAGGAAAUCCUUCCAUGAAGCAAAUCUGAAGAAGUAGUUGGAGGAAGACAAGUACUAUUGGUUUUGUUUUUCAAGCAUGAUUUGAUUUUUCCUUUGGAUCAGAGAACUUCUUUAGGGAAAUUAUUUUUUGGUGUUCAGUUUUCAUCUGGACAAGUCCCCUUUAAAACCUACACUUUAAGAAAAUUCUCGGGUUUUAGUGGAUUAAAAUGUAGUCAAGCUUAGACAUGAAUUGUUAUUCUUUAUUAUUUGACUUUCUGUUUUGGUUUAUAGCUAUUUCCUGUCUGAUUCUGAAUUUUGUACUUAAUUAUCUUUUUUAUCAACAGAUUUUUGGUGGCCUGUAUCACGAUGCUGUUUUGUUUUGUUUUGUCUUUUUUUUAAUUUAUAGAUGUGUAAGCCACAGUGGGCUUGGGAGGAAGACAAAAGUGAAAUGUGUCUAUCUAUAACAAGUGUGUAUGAAUUUAAUUGAAAUAUAUAUUCAAUAUUUUUCUUCCCAUCUUCAGGACAAAGUAAAUAUAAUAGUGUGUAGUGGGAGAGUAUAUGUUAUCAGUAAUGUAUUGGUAAAUAUUUACAAUUCAGAGAGUAUUUAAUUAUUUUCUUUUUAAUUAUGCAGAAUAAAUGAUUAAGGCUGAAAUACCUCUUGAACCUUUACUUCUGCUGUUUGACUUGCUGCUAACCCGCCUUCUAAGGCAUCAACAUAUUUCCUUUUGCUUAUUUUCCCUUCCAUAGCAUGUCUCCUUAAGAAAAAAAGAAACCUAUUCUUUGGAAAAUUCUCAUUUAUGGAUACGUAAUGAGUGUGUCAAGUUCAAAUCCUGGGCCAUGUUAACAAAGUUAAUUGUCUACUACUACCACCAGGUACAUUUUCAUUUCAUUAACAUCAAAAUUGGAAGAAGUGAAUUGUCCCUUGACACCUCUGCGACUUAUCAUUUCUUAAGCUUAAUUAUUUAUGAAUUGGCUCCUUUCAAUGAUUUAAUGAUUGUGUGUCUGCUUUAAAGUGAGAUCUGUAUCCCUUUUUAAUAAGAUGUAAAACAUUAUUUCUCAGAAUGUUCUAAUGUAUAAAUAAAGACUGACAGGCUAAUGACCCUCCUUUAGUAGUGAUGCUAUGACUCACAUUUAUUGAGCACUUGUGCAUUAUUUCAUGUAAUCCUCACAAUAAAGCUUAUUUAUUAUUUAA
Messenger RNA from Cavia porcellus (domestic guinea pig), 7518 nucleotides. It is a transcript of the gene Ercc4, whose product is annotated as ERCC excision repair 4, endonuclease catalytic subunit. Gene Ontology annotation, cellular component: nucleotide-excision repair factor 1 complex. Gene Ontology annotation, molecular function: damaged DNA binding; single-stranded DNA endonuclease activity; single-stranded DNA binding. NCBI's taxonomy places the organism in Eukaryota, Metazoa, Chordata, Mammalia, Rodentia, Caviidae. The record is from RefSeq and is a predicted model, not a curated record. The transcript is spliced from 11 exons. Gene Ontology annotation, biological process: nucleotide-excision repair involved in interstrand cross-link repair; double-strand break repair via homologous recombination; resolution of meiotic recombination intermediates. The coding region runs from base 205 to 2955 and encodes 916 amino acids.